Messenger RNA from Arthroderma uncinatum, 1272 nucleotides. RefSeq lists its product as uncharacterized. The transcript is spliced from 2 exons. Lineage: Eukaryota; Fungi; Ascomycota; Eurotiomycetes; Onygenales; Arthrodermataceae. Gene Ontology annotation, molecular function: structural constituent of ribosome. Gene Ontology annotation, biological process: mitochondrial translation. The record is from RefSeq and is a predicted model, not a curated record. Gene Ontology annotation, cellular component: mitochondrial small ribosomal subunit. Bases 1 to 1272 code for a protein of 423 amino acids.
AUGCCUCCACGAUUAGGAAACGCACAACGGCUCCUCAGCUCUCAGCGCCAGAUUACUUCCUCUCAAUCUCCUUUAAUAUAUAACUCAUCGACCGCCCUCUCUUCGUCGUCUAUAUCCUCGCCAUGUCGGUCUCUCCCUCAAUCGCGUGCGUUCAGUUCCACACCCAGAGUCCAGGCUGGCCCGAGUCUUCGUCAGGAACUGAUCUGGUGGUUAAAGGGACCUGGCUCGGUGUUCAGGAACCCUCUGCCCGGAAGCACAAACUAUGUCAGCGCCUAUGAUGAUAAGGGAGUUUUACGACGUGAGAGACAUAGGCGGUUCGAAGGUGAGGAUGCCGAGGAAAAGAACGAGGGCGAGAACGAGGACGAAGAUAUUAGCGCGGAGCGGAUGGAAGAUCUUAGGCCAUUCCCUCUCAAUCAGACCUUUCAUAGUCAGAGUGUGUUGAGUGAAGAGUUGCGGAACGAGAUCUACGAGCAGGUUGUUACUAAGGGAAACAGCGUUCGGCAUGUCAGUGUGUCGUUUGGGAUUGAUAUGAGGCGUAUUGGAGCAGUGGUGAGGUUGGUUGAGUUGGAGAAGAGGAUGAGGAGCGAGAAAAAACCCCUCGCAUUACCAUAUGCCCGUGCAAUCCAUCAAAUGGUCCCACUCACACCACUUGCCGAAAAGGGGGAGCUGCAACGUCGUCAUGAGCCGAUCAAUGAUCUCCCAGUUCACAAACUCACCGACCCUCAAAUAUUCUACCCAGUAUCUGAAUCCCGCAGGUUCACUCGCGUUGACGCUGCACGAGUAUUCUCAGCAGCACCCGAAGUCACUGAGGACAAACGCGACGUGCCCGGAAACACACCCGAGGCCAUCGCCAAGAUAACGCAGGCCCCUCACAACAUAGAGAGGGUCGGCAAAGGAGCGAACGAGCAGCAAGUUCUUCAGCCGGCGGAUGUUCGAAUCCCCCAUCCUCAUCUCGUUGCAUUUGAGCACGACGUGAUCGAGUUUCCUAGCGAGACCCGUAAGCGCAGCCAGCGUUACAAUGACCGUCUAAAGGCCGAGAUGGAGAAAGAGACCCUCCGCAAGGAGAAGAAAAAGGCCCGAGAAGCCGCUCAGUUAACCCGGGUUCAGCCUGAGAAUGGCCGCUUUGAGUUCCGGUUCCGAGACGUCGUUGUUAGCCGCGAGACUACCGGGCUGGACGGCCGUGGUGUGAAGGGUGUUGGCCGACGGUACGGCGUGCCUCACGCAGACAGGAGGAGAGGAGAGGUCAAGAUCCCGACCAAAGUGGAGGUUUAA